Molecule: messenger RNA, 480 nt
Organism: Penicillium antarcticum
Lineage: Eukaryota; Fungi; Ascomycota; Eurotiomycetes; Eurotiales; Aspergillaceae
Exons: 2
Coding region: 1-480 (159 amino acids)
Source: RefSeq, a predicted model, not a curated record
AUGGCCGUCCUCAAGUGGGAAACGACCAUAUUGCUCCAUAGAAUGAUCGUGAUCAUCUACCAUAACACCCCGAACGCCCUUCUCCUCAGCGUUGUUCUGGGCCCCCGAGUUCGCUUGGUUCGGCGUCCAUUUUGCUGGGCUCUUAAGCCAGUUUCAAUUGCCUCCUAUGCCAAGAACAUCACCAACAUUAUCAGCAACCGUCCCCUUCUUGCCGAGGCCAUUCUGAACAGACACCUCGACAUGAACGGACGAUGGGUGCUCAUGGGGCAAGCAUUAUGCGAACACUUCGGUGGAAACAUUGCCAGAUCCAGUGGAGAUAGUUAUGACGGCACUGGUGUCAUUUAUGACACCAUUGACGAGGCAGCAGACUUAGGACCUGCUGUUGUUGACUCCGUGCUGGACUACUCCCAGAAGAUGGACGUUGAUGUGCAAUUCGAGAUUCUCUCAAGCCCCUGUCAAUCACAAAGCCUGUGGCCCUGA